Messenger RNA from Octopus bimaculoides (California two-spot octopus), 846 nucleotides. Its product is annotated as calcineurin subunit B type 1. The record is from RefSeq and is a predicted model, not a curated record. Gene Ontology annotation, molecular function: calcium ion binding. NCBI's taxonomy places the organism in Eukaryota, Metazoa, Mollusca, Cephalopoda, Octopoda, Octopodidae.
CAGACAAAUAAAGCAAAGCGAAUCUCCUCCCACUGCUUCACUAACACAUAUACUACCACCAUAGCAGCAUCAAGUGUCGCCGUCUCCACCUCUAUCAUUAUUCUGUAGUUGUAGUUCAGGCUUCUGUGCCAAAAGACUAAGAUUAAAUCGUUUGGAAACACCGCAGUUUUGUAAAACAAAUUUGGCGAGAAGACAGGACGACGACGAUCACUACCAAGUCUCCCUUUUCUCACCUAGGACAGCUACAGGGAUUUCCCUUCGAAUAUGGGUAAUGAAAACUCACUGCCAAUGGAGCUUUGCUCCAACUUUGAUGCUGAUGAAAUCAAAAGAUUGGGGAAAAGAUUUCGGAAGUUGGAUUUGGAUAACUCUGGUUCAUUGAGUAUCGAUGAAUUUAUGUCUCUUCCAGAGUUACAACAGAAUCCUUUAGUUCAAAGAGUAAUAGAUAUAUUUGACACAGAUGGGAAUGGAGAAGUAGAUUUCAAAGAAUUCAUUGAAGGCGUUUCUCAGUUUAGUGUUAAAGGAGAUAAAGAGUCCAAAUUGAGAUUUGCCUUUAAGAUCUAUGAUAUGGAUAAAGAUGGAUUUAUUUCCAAUGGAGAACUUUUCCAAGUCCUCAAAAUGAUGGUUGGUAGUAAUCUUAAAGAUACACAACUUCAACAAAUUGUGGAUAAAACAAUAAUUCAUGCAGAUACUGAUGGAGAUGGUAAAAUAUCAUUUGAGGAAUUCUGUGCUGUGGUUGGUACGAUGGACGUACAUAAGAAGAUGGUUGUGGAUGUAUAGUAAGAAAGUGCUGGAUUAUCAAAACUUUUAACUUGUACUUUCCAUGACAACACUGUUUGCUUAUUAUAU